Messenger RNA from Notechis scutatus (mainland tiger snake), 575 nucleotides. Its product is annotated as proline-rich transmembrane protein 1-like. The record is from RefSeq and is a predicted model, not a curated record. Gene Ontology annotation, cellular component: membrane. NCBI's taxonomy places the organism in Eukaryota, Metazoa, Chordata, Lepidosauria, Squamata, Elapidae.
UUGAUCGGUUGACUGAAGGAGGAGAACCAGGAAACACAAAAUCUGAUGCCAUGGAUCCACCACCAUACUCAGGAAAGGAACACCUUUCAGUUGCUGCUCUGAAUCAUCCCGCUGGACCACCACCAUACUCUAUGGAUAAUACAGCACCUUCUGCCCUGCCACCCCCAUACCAAACUAUUUACAUAUCCCCUGAUGCAGGAUACAAUCAAGGUCUGUUUGUUCAACCUCAGCAAGCUAUAAUCAUCACCCCAUCCCAGCCAACUAAGGAACCCGAGUUUUUGGGCUACUCCAUCUUCACCAUGCUUUGCUGCUUUCUACCCCUAGGCGUCACUGCCUUGGUUUUCUCAAUACAGACUCGGCAAGCUAACAAAGUUGGCGACCGAACAGCUGCACAGCGACUCUCCAUGUUAGCCCGGUCCUUUGCCCAUUUAGCUCUGGGGGUUGGAAUCUUAUUAACAUUUGUGUACAUCACUAUAAUUGCCAUUGUUUUAAUUAGAGCAAAUCACCACUUUCCUUAAGGCCCUAAAGAAACCUCAUCCGACUCAAUCCAUCAGAAUAAAUUCCCUGGAGACAGC